AGUCUCUUUGUAACGAUUAUGUGAUUUUCCAAUUGAAUUUGUACUUAAGUUAUGGGGAGCGAAAUAGUGCAAUAUUGAACACCGUUGUAGGGAUAAAUCAGUUUAUAAAUUACCAAGUUUUUCCAAAAUUUAUUUAAAUAAUAUAUUUUUGUUUAAUACUCUUUUUAUAAUUGCUUAGUUUUUAAUAUUUUAAUUAUUCAAAUAAAUAAAGAUGGCUACUGAACAUAAAACUUUAAGAUUAGGAUCUAUUGCUCCAGACUUUACUGCUGAUUCAUCUAAUGGUCCAAUUUCAUUCCAUGAAUUUAUUGGUGAUUCAUGGGCUGUUUUAUUUUCUCAUCCAGAUGAUUUCACUCCAGUUUGUACUACUGAAUUAGGUGCUUUUGCUAAAUUAGAACCUGAAUUUGCUAAGAGAGGUGUUAAGUUAAUUGGUUUAUCUGCCAACAAUACUGAAUCUCACAAGGCUUGGAUUAAAGAUAUUGAUGAAGUUACUGGUUCAAAAUUAACUUUCCCAAUUGUUGCUGAUCCAUCAAGAAAAGUUGCUCAUGCUUUUGACAUGAUUGAUUAUCAAGAUGCUACUAAUGUUGAUAACAAGGGUGUUCAAUUCACCAUUAGAUCUGUUUUCAUUAUUGAUCCAAAGAAAACUAUUAGAUUAAUCUUAUCUUACCCAGCUUCUACUGGUAGAAACACUGCUGAAGUUUUAAGAGUUAUUGAUUCUUUACAAACUGGUGAUAAAUACAGAGUUACUACUCCAAUCAAUUGGGUUCCAGGUGAUGAUGUCAUUGUUCACCCAACUGUUUCUAAUGAAGAAGCUAAGACUUUAUUCCCUAAAUUCAGAAUCAUUAAGCCAUACUUAAGAUUAACUCCUUUAGAAGUUAAGGAAAACUAAAUUUCUGGUUAAUUCUAUAUACUUAUAUAUUUCUUUAACUAUUCUCUCUUAAGUUUCUUUAAUUCUUGUGUAUGAUUCCUAUUUCAAUGUAAAAUUUCAACAAAUUUAUAUCUAUAUACUUUUAGUUUUCGGUAGAUUGUAUAGAAUAUACUUUUAGCUAAGUGAAACUAAAACUAAAACUUAGUAAGGAGAUAUCUCCGCUAAAUUAGGGUUUUAUUUGCAUUAUAUGCAGGUGGCUCGUUAUAUCCGGUACU
Scheffersomyces amazonensis is the source of this 1140-nucleotide messenger RNA. It is a transcript of the gene PRX1, whose product is annotated as thioredoxin peroxidase. Gene Ontology annotation, cellular component: cytosol; mitochondrion. The transcript has a single exon. Lineage: Eukaryota; Fungi; Ascomycota; Pichiomycetes; Serinales; Debaryomycetaceae. Gene Ontology annotation, biological process: cellular response to oxidative stress; cell redox homeostasis; cellular oxidant detoxification. The record is from RefSeq and is a predicted model, not a curated record. The coding region runs from base 212 to 886 and encodes 224 amino acids. Gene Ontology annotation, molecular function: peroxiredoxin activity.